AUGAGACUCACCCAAGCUAUCCCUGCAGCAUUGCUGCUCAAGCGUGCCAUGGCCCAAACACCCGGCCCUGGUCCGGCGUUGGUCACUCCCGUUCCCGACCCUGCUCUCAGGAACCAGAGCAACAACGCAGACCCUCCCGAGCCGGAUCCGAACGGAAUAAUCUCUGUAAUUACGGAUGACUAUCUUGUUUAUUGCCCGGAGCCUACCGAGAUCGUUCACAAGAACGUCACUUACACAGCCGAGACGGCUCCUACCUACGUAACCAUCACGAACUGCCCCUGUGAAGUUACCUAUAGCCAUCCUCAGCCCACCUAUCCCCCCAUCAUCAAGAGUUCGGUCCAGGGAAGCGAGACUCAGAUAGUCACUCAGUAUCCUCCCCCUGAGAAGCCCGUCUACCCUGCUCCCGGAAAGCCUGCGCAGCCUCCGCCUCCUCCAGCCCCCGGAAAGUCGGCUCCUCCAGUUCCUCCUGUGCUGCCUCCGCCUCCGCCUGGAAAGCCAACUCCAGUUCCAGUCCCUCCAGUUGCCCCGCCGGCUCCUCCCGCCGAACAGCCCGCCUCUCCCGCUCCCGCUCCUCCGGCUGGACCUACAACUCAGCCUCCAGCCCCGCCUGUUCGGGCCGCGGGUAGCAAGGUCACAAGCAAGGCUUUGGGUGCUUUCGUCAUGGCUGGUGUUGCCGCCUUGGCCGUCUAA
Messenger RNA from Fusarium keratoplasticum, 690 nucleotides. RefSeq lists its product as uncharacterized. The coding region runs from base 1 to 690 and encodes 229 amino acids. The transcript has 3 exons. NCBI's taxonomy places the organism in Eukaryota, Fungi, Ascomycota, Sordariomycetes, Hypocreales, Nectriaceae. The record is from RefSeq and is a predicted model, not a curated record.